This is a messenger RNA of Tribolium castaneum (red flour beetle), 860 nucleotides long. RefSeq lists its product as hypothetical. The transcript is spliced from 4 exons. The coding region runs from base 110 to 817 and encodes 235 amino acids. Lineage: Eukaryota; Metazoa; Arthropoda; Insecta; Coleoptera; Tenebrionidae. The record is from RefSeq and is a predicted model, not a curated record.
AUGUGUGCGUGCGCGUCUACGCUUCUGCGCGUAGCUGCCGUGAAAAACGAUCGUCGAACGACGACAUGAACUCGUCCACUCGUCUCGGUGUAUUUUGUCCGCCAUUAUAAUGAAUGCUUAUAAAGAGGAAUUAUAUGGAGAUUAUCCGAAUUUGAAUAAUAACGAAUUGCCGUGGAUAAUUGGUUGUCUACAUACAGAAAACAUGGAGGCCGCCCAGAAGUUUUUUUUGCGGAGCUUAUACAAAGAUGUGAAGAUACAUGAAAUCACACGAUGGAAAAGAAAUUGCCAGCCAGUAUGUGUGUAUACGGUCGUUUACAAAAUCAAGGAUAAGACUCCCGAUUUAAGUGGAAAGGAAAUCCUCAUUCCAUUUCCAGAUAAUGCGGGAGAUUUAAAAAAAAUGUUUCGUCAAGUUACUGAAAUGGUUUUUGGAAUGCGUGUGGUCGGAAAAAAACUUAGUGAUGAUGGAGUCUACGCAUCAAUAAGCUAUGCCCCGGUUCGUUGUGCAUGCAAUGUGCGGGAUUUUGAUAUGGCUGCAGAGGAGCCUCGCAUGCAGCCCGUAAUUACAGAGAAAAAUGGUGUUGAAAUUGGAAAACUCGCUCUGUAUUAUGCCCUAAAUGAGGAAGGCCCCCAUACUAUCCUCGUCGGUAUGAAUAACACUAAUUUGCUUAAAUGCAACCUGGAUGUGCUCCAUAACGGACUGAGUGAUAAAGAAAAGGAAGUGUACAAUCACGUGAAAAAUAACGUGUUUGCAAAACUGAAAAAGACUGAUUGGGAAGGUGUUGAAGUGGCUCGGUAUUGGGACACGGUCAAGGCUUGAUUCAGUAUUUUAUUUUUCAAAUAAACCGUUUUAAUUGCUUUCA